Osmerus eperlanus (European smelt) is the source of this 1258-nucleotide messenger RNA. RefSeq names its product P2Y purinoceptor 1-like. The record is from RefSeq and is a predicted model, not a curated record. Gene Ontology annotation, molecular function: G protein-coupled ATP receptor activity; A1 adenosine receptor binding; G protein-coupled ADP receptor activity. NCBI's taxonomy places the organism in Eukaryota, Metazoa, Chordata, Actinopteri, Osmeriformes, Osmeridae. Gene Ontology annotation, cellular component: plasma membrane. Gene Ontology annotation, biological process: relaxation of muscle; phospholipase C-activating G protein-coupled receptor signaling pathway; platelet activation.
UCUCCGGAGCUGCUUGUAAUUCCUACGCUUUCGUGCCAGUGCUCGCAGCUGUCUCGCGCUCCUCGGUCGCUGACAAUCGCCGAGCAACAACGAACCGGGGACUUUACCGUGAGCUCUAACCCGACGGAUGUAACUUUUUUAGGUACUGUGGUACAUGGGACAUGUUAAUGGAGUCGGAUACACGGCGACACCUGACGUGAUUGACUUUGCCGCUUUUUUUUACACUGACUGAAACCUGUUCAACUGUUAGACACUGUAGGAAUGUGGGAUAGAAGUCACUGUAAAGCUCCUGCCACUCCCUGACACCAUGACAACCGAGGUGAACCUGUCUUCUCUCCUCAACAUCUCCGACGUCCACAACAUGAGCAGAGGUUGCUCUCUCACCAGGACGGGCUUCCAGUUCUACUACCUCCCCACGGUCUACAUCCUGGUGUUCCUCACCGGCCUGGUGGGGAACAGCCUGGCCAUCUGGAUGUUCGUGUGCCACAUGCCCUGGAGCGGCAUCUCUGUGUACAUGUUCAACCUGGCCCUGGCAGAUUUCUGCUACGUCCUGUCCCUGCCCUUCCUCAUUUUCUACUACUUCAACAAGACGGACUGGAUCUUCGGGGACGUGAUGUGUCGCCUGCAGCGCUUCAUUCACGUCAACCUGUACGGCAGCAUCCUGUUCCUCACCUGCAUCAGCGUUCACCGCUACACGGUGGUCCACCCGCUCAAGUCCCUGGGACGGCUCAAGAAGAAGAACGCUGUGGCGACCAGCGCGCUGGUGUGGCUGGUGGUGGUGGUGGGCAUCUCCCCCAUCCUGUACUACUCUCGCACGGGGUCCAAGAACGCCACCACCUGCUACGACACCACCACGGAGGAUGAGCUCCCGGGGUACUUCAUCUACAGCAUGUGCAUGACCGUGUUCGGCUUCUGCCUGCCCUUCGUCAUCAUCCUCGGUUGCUACGGCAUGAUCGUCAAGGCGCUGAUCUGCAACGACAUGAACAACUCUCCGCUGCGACGCAAAUCCAUCCACCUGGUGAUCAUCGUGCUGGCCGUGUUCGCUGUGUCCUACCUGCCGUUCCACGUCAAGAACCUCAACAUGCGGGCGCGCCUGUUCUUCCAGGGCCCGGACAUGUGUGACUUCAACAACCGCGUCUACGCCACCUACCAGGUGACCCGAGGGCUGGCCAGCCUGAACAGCUGCGUGGACCCCAUCCUCUACUUCCUGGCUGGAGACACGUUCAGGAGGAAGCUGUCACGGGCGACCAGGAAGACC